This is a messenger RNA of Penaeus chinensis, 805 nucleotides long. RefSeq lists its product as uncharacterized. Gene Ontology annotation, molecular function: peptidase inhibitor activity. Bases 43 to 489 code for a protein of 148 amino acids. Lineage: Eukaryota; Metazoa; Arthropoda; Malacostraca; Decapoda; Penaeidae. The transcript has 3 exons. Gene Ontology annotation, cellular component: extracellular region. The record is from RefSeq and is a predicted model, not a curated record.
CUUUUUUGAAGGAGGUGAGGUAAGGUCACAGCUGAAACCUGCAUGGAGACCGGCGCGCGUGUGUAUAUAAAGCCAGCUCGGGGCUCCUUAAGCUGCAGUCUGCGUUUGGCUCUCAUACUUCUCCCAACAAGUCCAUCGUCAAGCAACUUCUCCUCAAACAAAAUGUUGCGUCUGUGCGUAAUGUUGUCUGUGUUUGGUGCCGUCUUCUGCCAAACGUACCCCGAUCCGCUGGUGGAUAUUACCUGCAAUAACUGGUGUAACCUUAGCAGUAAUACCUAUUACUGCUGCGACGAACAACGUGAAAUUGAUGGAGGGCGCUCCGGCAAAUGCCCAGCCACCCCGAUUUCGCAGAGGGAGCUGGAUAUCACCAGGGAACUUGGAGACCAUAACGCUCUCAACUGCAAGCACGACAGAGAGUGCGAGGUCGGGGAAAAAUGUUGCUACGCUAAGGAAACUCAGCACUACAGGAUCUGUCGCUUUUCGUUUUAGAGAUCCCUGGACAUAUAGUUCGCUGGAGGCCUCUUGAAUCCUGUCAACUUGGAAUCUGAUUUGUUUUCAUGAUGACUCUGACAAAUACGAAAGAUCUUUAGACCAGAUGUGCAUAUAUAUAUAUAUAUAUAUAUAUAUAUAUAUAUAUAUAUAUAUAUAUAACUGACCACUUUGCCCUACUUAUCCACCCGAGGGCAUAUAUUUGUUUUUGUUGUUCUUGUUCUGUUAAUUUUAAGGUAUAUAUCAAUGACUUAGUACAAAGAUGUUCCUAUUCUCACGUGUUUAAAUAGACAGUUAAUAAAUUAUAUAAAAUCUA